This is a messenger RNA of Entrophospora sp. SA101, 990 nucleotides long. NCBI's taxonomy places the organism in Eukaryota, Fungi, Glomeromycota, Glomeromycetes, Entrophosporales, Entrophosporaceae. The record is from the annotation of a GenBank genome assembly.
AUGCAAUCCAAUAAAGUUGAAAUCACGGACAAAAUCUUAGAUCCGAAGAUGAUUGAAGCUAUGGACAGAAAAGAAUUACAAGCGCAUUGUAAAAAAUUUGGUUAUAAGGCAAAUCUAAAAAAUGAAAAAUUAAAAGAAAUGUUGUUGCAUCGAACAAUGAGACAAAUUGGUAUUGGUAUUGAGGAGGGAGAUUAUAAUGCCUCUGAUAUUCUACAAAGGAGUUUUAAACGGUAUUGUGAACUGCAACAACAACAAAAAAUUGAACUUACCGAGGUUGCUGAAGAAUACCUGACCUUAGGCGAAACGGUUAAAGAAACAGAGCCUGCAGCAAAACUAUUAACAAUAGAUGCUAAAGAGUAUUUGUCAUUGGGUGAAAAGAUCAAAGAAAUCGAAACCGCUCUAACAUCAUUGCCAAACACAGGCGAAUCACCAUCAAAAUUGAUUGGGACUAAUGAUAAUGAUGCUGAAAACACCAAUACAGCUGAUAAUAAUGACGAAAAUGGAUAUAACAAUAACAAUAAGAUUUUUGACAAUAAUAUAGCAACAGCAAAUAUUGACACUUUCUCCUCAUCAAACAAUGAUUCUGAUGCUAUGUCGAGGCCAGUUACAAUGGUCGAUAUUGAAAAUAAAUUCACUGAAUUAUAUAACGUUGUUAUUCAAGAAGAUCUACACAAAUUAGCCCAAUUCAGCAAAAAGACUAACAAUAUUCAUCAAAAUAACAUCACCGCCACCGCCACCACCAAUACUUCCGCUAAUAACGUAAAUUCGGUUGAUCAUGUUGCUGCAAUAAGACCAACAAAACGAAAAAAAAACGAACCUAUUGAAUCCACUUCCACCUCAUCAAAAAAACAAAGAAUCACUAUUACUAGAACUACAACUAAAGCUGUUGGUAAAAAACCCGUGGCUAAAAGAAAAAUUGUUGUAAAAAAUGACGAACAAAAAAAAAAAGAAGAAUUCUUACAGAGAAGAGAAGCUUCUAGAAACGGUUAG